Messenger RNA from Lynx canadensis (Canada lynx), 3261 nucleotides. RefSeq names its product solute carrier family 25 member 28 (gene SLC25A28). NCBI's taxonomy places the organism in Eukaryota, Metazoa, Chordata, Mammalia, Carnivora, Felidae. Bases 2122 to 2919 code for a protein of 265 amino acids. Gene Ontology annotation, biological process: iron import into the mitochondrion. The record is from RefSeq and is a predicted model, not a curated record. The transcript is spliced from 4 exons. Gene Ontology annotation, molecular function: ferrous iron transmembrane transporter activity. Gene Ontology annotation, cellular component: mitochondrial membrane.
ACUUAUUAACUCUUAAGCCAUGAAUGAUUGGAAAUCAUUGUGCAGUCAGAAUUCAUAGCUCCAGCCUGGAAAUUAUUUGGGAAAACCCAUGUUCAGGAAAAGGUUUCGGUUUCUCUGUGCAGCAAGCAUGACACCCCACCUAUUUCCUGAACAUGAAAACUAAACUGGGAUUAGGAUUUUGUAUGGGGGCACAUAGGCCCCCAAACCAGAGAUGAACCUGACAGUGUGUUUCUUUAGCCACCUGAAUUUGACAAAAAGGGGAAAGUUGCCUAGAAGGGAAGCAUGAUUUUGAAAAGCAGAUGUAAGUGUGAAGAAAAUGAAAUAGGAUUAACAUGAAGGCAUGAUUCCUGUGAAAGUAAAAACUAAUGGCAACCACAACCAAGCAGACUGAUUAGUGGGUACAGAUGUCGGGUGCUUCUGAAGAAAGCUAGGUGAAGAGGGAACAGAUUGUUCUUUACAGUUAAUCUUGUGCAUUAGGAAAGGUACCAACCUCUAAAAGUGAGGACUAAAUUGAAUGAGAAGUAAAUUCAAGGGGGCUGUUGAAAUAAACGUAUUGAGAAAGAGAGUGGUACCUCCUUUACAUAUCAGGAGUAAUAGUCCAAACAGUAUUCUCACAGCUCUUUGACGUGUGUUUUCUCCUCAAAUUAGACAAAUGUUACAUAUUCCAAAGGAGAGAGUACUGAGUUUGGAAAUACAAAGUCUAUCUCUUCUGCUUCUUCCUGAUUCUGGUACUAUCACAUGUUUUCAUAAGUAGUGUGGAUGAGGAAAUGGGGAAAGUACUCAUUAAGCUUUGUGAAUGACAUUGAGUUGAUAGGAGUUUUCUAGUGCACUGCAAAGCAACUCCUACCAGUGGCCAUCCCUAUUGAAACUGGUAAAUGAACUUGGUUAAAAUGGAUAUUAGAACUUUAAAUACCCUUGUCAAUUGGGAGGAAUAGAAAUAAAAAGUAAAAUCUUUGCAAGAGAAGUAAAAGGAUGGUUAAUGCUCUAACAGUAUUGAAAUGUAAAAUGGGCAAGUACAAAUAAAAAAGAUUCAGACAUUUAUGUAAUAAAGUCUAGGUUGAAUGUGAGUUGUUAAUGCUAUAUAUCCAAAAGUUCAUGUGAUCUAACUGCAAAGUAAAGUAACCUCCCUAUACCAAGACUGUGAGCAGAGAGCAGGAGCUAGCAGGGUCUAGGGUGCUAUGUUUCAGGAUGGGUAUCAAAUGAAAACUAGAUCAAGGAAAGCAAUGAAAAUUAUUUAAUGACUUGAAAAAUACAAUGUAAUAAUGUGAUUGACUUAGGAAUAUUACUAUAACUUGUCAACUGAAGUGUUGUCCUAUUACCUUGGUAGGCUAUCUCCUUAUUCCAUGUAUUUACAUAAUGCUAUUGUUGCUGUAAACAUUUUAUAAAUUUCUUCGUUAGAAAUCCCUCUAGAAUAUUUGGGUGUAUAUCGUUAAAGAGGGCAGACCUUUGUCCUGUCACAAGAUGUGGUCGAUUUUUUAGUAACAGACCAUUCAGAAUCAAAAAUGGUAGAUAAGGUGGGAGAUCAAAAUGGGUAAUACUGAUUGGAGUCAGAGAGAAGGUAGGAGCAGAAAGCAAGGAGCCUGGUUUAUUCUUGAGGCUGACAAACCCACUGAGGAAACACUUCUGAAAGAGGAGUUCCAGAAAUAUUUUGCAUAAUCACAGCACUGGUGGAAUAAGUUACUUCUAGCCUUCCAAGCUGUUUUGAAGAACAGUUCUUACUCAUUUACAUAAGCUUUGAAAUUUGUGUUUUAAAAAAGUCCUAUAACAUUAUAGUUAUGCCUCAAAGCCCUAUAUUAAAGAAUUAAUUAUUUGACCUGGAGGAAAAAAAUGCUCAAGAGUCUUCAAAAAUACAAAAGCUUAUUUUAGAAGAACCAUUUUCAUUUGUCAUUAAAUGCUGGGAUUUAAGUGACUAGAGGGAACAACUAGGUGAGACCAGUAGGAUUUAGUGUCACUAGGAUGUUAAACAUUGUUGUACAGAUAUGAAAGUAAAAUUCAAAUCUCUUCCUUCAGAAAGGCCUUCCCAGUUCACUUGUCCCAGGGUUUCCCAGUUCCUCUUUUACCAUAAAUGGUGGUGGAGAAGAAGAGCAGCCCAACCAUCCCCAAGACUAGAAGCAGACCCGGAUGCAGAGCCUACAGCCUGACCCAGCCGCCCGCUAUCGAAAUGUGUUGGAGGCACUCUGGAGGAUUAUAAGAACAGAGGGGCUGUGGAGACCCAUGCGGGGGCUAAACGUCACAGCAACAGGCGCAGGGCCUGCCCAUGCCCUCUAUUUUGCCUGCUACGAAAAGUUAAAAAAGACAUUGAGUGAUGUAAUCCACCCUGGGGGCAAUAGCCAUAUUGCCAAUGGUGCGGCUGGUUGUGUAGCAACAUUACUGCAUGAUGCAGCCAUGAAUCCAGCAGAAGUGGUCAAGCAGAGGAUGCAGAUGUACAACUCCCCAUACCACCGGGUGACAGACUGUGUACGGGCAGUGUGGCAAAAUGAAGGGGCCGGCGCCUUUUAUCGUAGCUACACCACCCAGCUAACCAUGAAUGUUCCCUUCCAAGCCAUUCACUUCAUGACCUAUGAAUUCCUGCAGGAGCACUUUAACCCCCAGAGACGGUACAACCCCAGCUCCCACGUUCUCUCUGGAGCCUGUGCAGGAGCCGUAGCUGCCGCUGCCACAACCCCACUGGACGUUUGCAAAACACUGCUCAACACCCAGGAAUCCUUGGCUUUGAACUCAAACAUCACAGGACAUAUCACAGGCAUGGCUAGUGCCUUCAGGACGGUGUAUCAAGUAGGUGGUGUGACCGCCUACUUCCGAGGGGUACAGGCCAGAGUAAUUUAUCAGAUCCCCUCCACAGCCAUCGCAUGGUCUGUGUAUGAGUUCUUCAAAUACCUAAUCACCAAACGGCAAGAAGAGUGGAGGGCAGGCAAGUGAAGUGAAGUAGCACACGAUGCAGCCAGGGGUCCAGCACUGCUGCGUCCUGCCUGCUCCAGCCAUGUUCUCGGUCUCCUGGCAUGCUCCAUCUGGCCUUGAGUGGAGGUGGAAGGAAGGUAGAGGGUUCUCCCCAGGCUAUUGGUGUUUUGGCUAACAUCAGUUCCGGCCAGCCUCCGUUGCCGCCACCUUUCCUUCCAGGCCCUAAGCAAGUGCAGCAAAGCACACCACAGUACCUUUGCUAAUAACCUUUCUCCAUCCUGGGCCUGAUGACCUACUCUAGACUGUUACAGAGGGACAAGCAGCUCAUUCCCCUGGUUCCUAAUAAAAAGCCUUUAAAUUACA